This is a messenger RNA of Trichoplax adhaerens, 2172 nucleotides long. RefSeq lists its product as uncharacterized. Gene Ontology annotation, molecular function: microtubule motor activity; microtubule binding; ATP binding. Gene Ontology annotation, biological process: microtubule-based movement. The coding region runs from base 1 to 2172 and encodes 723 amino acids. The transcript has 25 exons. NCBI's taxonomy places the organism in Eukaryota, Metazoa, Placozoa, Uniplacotomia, Trichoplacea, Trichoplacidae. The record is from RefSeq and is a predicted model, not a curated record.
AUGUCGGUUUCAAAGCAUUCUGAAUCCAUUAAAGUGGCCGUACGAUGUCGGCCAUUAAGCAAAAAAGAGAUAGAAGCUGGAAAUCAAAGGAUCGUAGAGAUGCACACCAGACGUGGUGUGAUUGAAAUACGGAAUCCAAAGAGUGCCCCUACAGAUGCACCUAAAACGUUCACAUUUGACAAAGUCUAUGAUUGGAAUUCAAAGCAAGCUCAACUCUACGAAGAUAUUUUUCAAAUUCUAGUAUCAUCAGCGCUAGAAGGAUAUAACGGUACUGAUAAUAUGAUUAACAUUGUCAGUCACGGGACAAUAUUUGCUUACGGGCAAACGGGUACUGGUAAAACGUUUACCAUGGAAGGUGUUAGAGGAGAUCAAGAGUUGAAAGGUGCAAUUCCAAGAAGUUUUGAGCACAUUUUUAAUCAUAUUUCUGAGUCUCAAAACCAGCAAUUCUUAGUUCGGGCAUCCUAUCUUGAAAUUUAUCAGGAGGAAAUUCGUGAUCUUUUGUCAAAAGAUCAAUCAAAAAGAUUGGAAAUAAAAGAGCGUCCAGAUACCGGAAUUUACGUCAAGGAUCUUUCGUCAUUUGUCACUAAAAGUAUUAAAGAAAUUGAUCAUGUCAUGAGUGUAGGCCACAAGAAUAGAUCUGUAGGGGCAACUAAUAUGAAUGAGCACUCUUCUAGAUCUCAUGCGAUUUUCAUCAUCACUAUUGAGUGUAGCCAGAUUGGCCUUGACGGUGAAAAUCAUAUACGAGUAGGAAAACUAAAUUUAGUUGAUUUGGCAGGAAGCGAAAGGCAGGGAAAAACUGGCGCCAAAGGAGAAAGAUUAAAGGAAGCUACCAAGAUUAAUUUAUCUUUAUCGGCUCUUGGAAACGUUAUAUCAGCCCUUGUUGAUGGUAAAAGCACUCAUAUUCCAUAUCGUGACUCAAAAUUAACGCGUUUAUUACAAGAUUCACUAGGGGGGAACGCAAAAACGGUCAUGGUUACCAAUAUCGGUCCUGCUGAUUAUAAUUUCGACGAAACAAUCACUACAUUAAGAUAUGCAAAUCGUGCAAAAAAUAUUAAAAACAAACCACAUAUUAAUGAAGAUCCUAAGGAUGCACUUUUACGGCAAUUCCAAGAAGAGAUUUCUCGCUUAAAGAGUGCUUUAGAAAAUAAGGGUAAAGUCCCGGGUAAGAAACGUUCCAGGCGUCGUAAAGGUGAACAACAUGAAUUUGGCAGUGAUGAUGAUGAGGACGAGAAUGAAGAUGAUGAAGAAGACGAAGAAGAUAUCGAAAAUUCGAUAGAACAGGAAAAGCAAAAAAUUGAGGAAGAGAAGCAGGCUUUAAUAGCGAAUGAAAACAUGCUAGCAGAGGAAAAGGAACGAGUUCUAGCGGAGAUUGAAGUUAGAGCUACUGAAUUAUCAAAGCAAAAGAAAGAAAGAGAUGCAUUAUCAUCAAAGAUCAAAGCUGCUGAAAUGGAAAUGCAGAAGAAAAUAGAAGCUAAAAGUGAAGUAGCGAAAGAAAAGCAAAAAAACGUUUUAGAAUUAAAGCAAGAAGUCUCUUCUAAAGUUAAAGAAUAUAAAUCGCUAUCUAGUGAACUUGAGAACGUAAAUAAAGAAAUACAGCAAGCUAAGGACGAGUAUAUUGAAAAGCGACAAAGACUAGAAAUGGAAAUGGAAGAACUAAAUAAGCGAUUAAAAAUGAAGACAACAAUAAUGGAAAAUUUCAUACCUACAAGCGACAAAGAGAAAAUAGAUAAAAGAAUUCAGUGGGAUGAGGCUGCCGAUGUUUGGAAAUUAAUGCCGUACACCGACAUCGAUGAGAUCAAAUUGCCACGUCCUAUUUCUGCUCAUGGUAGCCGUACACCAAUCACAUUAUAUGCUCGAAACGCAUCAGUUAAUGGAAAUCCUAGAUUUCGAGCAGAAAACAUCGUUAGCAUAGAAUUAGAUAUGCCUGCACGCACUACACGAGAUUAUGAAGGCCCAACUGUUGCUCCCCGUGUUCAAGCGGCUCUUGAUGCUGCAUUACAAGACGAAGAAGAUCUCACCAUUGACGCCGGGGAAAUAAUGCAAAAGAGAAGUGCUAAAUCUAAAACGAUUAAAGCUAAAACAGGAAAAACAAAGAAGAAAAAUUCUAAUGAUUCUAAUGCAACGGAAUAUCCGAAAGCUAGAGGGCUUAUUAGCAAUGCUGGACGUUACUAG